Molecule: messenger RNA, 453 nt
Organism: Kazachstania africana CBS 2517
Lineage: Eukaryota; Fungi; Ascomycota; Saccharomycetes; Saccharomycetales; Saccharomycetaceae
Product: HIT family protein
Exons: 2
Coding region: 1-453 (150 amino acids)
Biological process (GO): nucleotide metabolic process
Molecular function (GO): catalytic activity
Source: RefSeq, a predicted model, not a curated record
AUGUCCUCUGCCGCCCCAGUUGCCCACGAUGCAGCAUGCAUCUUUUGUAAGAUCAUUAAAGGUGAGAUUCCUUCAUUCAAAUUGAUUGAAACCAAGUACACUUUCGCAUUCUUGGACAUUCAACCUACUUCUAGAGGUCAUACUCUGGUUAUUCCAAAGUACCAUGGUGCCAAACUACAUGAUAUUCCCGAUGAAUAUUUGAUGGAUAUCUUACCAGUUACCAAGAAAUUAACUAAGGCCCUUGGUUUAGAUCAAUUAGACAGUUCCAAGGGGUACAAUGUCUUACAGAACAAUGGUAAGCUGGCUCAUCAGGAAGUCGACCAUGUUCAUUUCCAUUUGAUUCCAAAGACCAGCAAGGACGAUGGUUUGAUUGUUGGAUGGCCUGCUCAAGAGACUGAUUUUGCUAAGCUAGGUGAAUACCAUAAGGAACUAAUGGCCAAAUUAGAAAAUUAG